GUGAUAGGCUGAGGGGCAAAAAUUUCACAAAAGGUUAAAAAACUACCCCUUGCAAUACAUUAUCGCAUCCAGUCAGUCUGUGGGGGUAAUUAACAACAGGUAAAAAUUGUUCACGUAAUAUUUCAUUAAUCAAUUUAUAAUAUAAACCUCGAGAACAGGAAGUGAACAGGAACUCUUACAUCGAGAAAAAAUAAAUAUUAAAAGCCGUGAGGCAUCUCAUUCUCUAGUCAUUUCUGAAUUCCCAAUCUAAAAACUAUGCUCCGUGUAGAUCACUUUUAUUAAUUGGACAGCGACUGUAGAGAAUCGAACCUAACUGCACUGAAACAAUGGCAUUACGGCAGCAGCCAAGGUCGCUUUGAUGUCGCGGCAGAAUCCUAUAAAUGAGCUGCCUGUAGGCCUAUCUCACAGUAGAGCAGAACAGAAAGACCUCAGAUGAUAUCAAUAAAAUGUCAACUGAUCUAAUAACCAUAUAUAUCGUAAUAGAAAUGCUAACGAGGCAUUAGUAUUUACCAUGGAUACUGGAUUAUGAAAACACAUUAUCGCAAAUUGAUAGAAGCAACUAUAAUACAACCUGUAUUAGCUAGUAUAUAGCUAUGUAUUGAAUGAAUAACUGUUCACCGAAUAACAGACACUGCAUACAUGAUAUUGAUACAGAUAUAAGUUUACCAACAUAUCAAUAUAUUAUAUGAUUAUUCACAGGUAUAUAUGUGUUUACCUAAAUAUUGAAUGGACGGAUAAUUAAACAAACGCAACAUUUAUCAUAAAGAGGCCAGACUGAUAGCUGCGUUAUUAUAUUGAAUUGGAGAUUUCUAUAAUGUGAUUCAUCUCUCUAUAUAAAUACUGUAUCUGUAUUAGAUGAAGUUUUGAAUGAUUAUAUCCUAUCGGGAGUGAAAUUCUAUAUUGACCACAUUUGUGGAUUAUAACAUUAAUUUGUGGAUUAUAUUGAACACUUUUGUGGAUUAUUUUGAAAACUAAUUUGUGGAUUACAUCGAACAUUAAUUUGCUAAUUGAACAUUACAUGGAUUAUUUAUGCUGAAAUAUUCGACAAAAAUAUGUUUGGAUUAAUAGCCUGGAUAUCAAGAGUGUGAUACUUUGAUUAAUGAUACACUGUACGUAGUAAUUAACGGGAUAUAUGGGUGAAUUAGGCGUACAGACGAGGUCGACGAUGGAUAGCUGGGUUUGUCCGAAUGACCGCCAACUUGCCCUGCGUGCAAGGUUGAAUGCGGGUUGGUCUGUGCAUACCAGUGAGAUGAAGUCAUUCAAUCGUAGAGAGUCUCUUAGUCAAGAUGAGCAGGAGCAGAUUGUGCGUGUCAUGAAACGUGCGGAGUUACUGGAUGGGGCAGAGCAAGAGAGAAUAGGGCGUUUGGUAGAAAGGCUGGACAAUAUGAAAAAGAAUUGUAUUGGGAAUGGGACCUCACAAUGUGUACUCUGUGGAGACCAUUUUGGUUUGAUGUCAGCCUCUUCAACACACUGCGAGGACUGCAAAAAGGCGUGUUGCAUGAAAUGUACAGUAGAUAUUAACCCCAUACAUAGCCCUAAGAUGCAGCGAAAAGCUAUGGUGCUAUGUAAAAUAUGUAGCGAGGAUAGAGAGCUUUGGAAGCGAUCCGGAGCCUGGUUUUUCAAAGGUCUGCCAAAAUAUACCAUUCCAAAGUCACGUGGGGAUACUAAAUAUACAGGAAGUAGUGCAAUUACUGGUUUAGGUGCUGGGAGGAGUAAACCAGAAGUGUUACGGCGUGCUGGGAAACCAGUUCAACAAAGACAAUAUAAUACAUGGAGCAGGGCCAAUAAAAAUAACUAUGGAGACAGCAGUGACUCUAACUCAAGUUCUGAAGAGGAAUCAGAAGAUGAUGAUGACAUAAGCAUAGGUAGAUCUAAACACAAUGUCACCUCCUUAGAUUCUGAGGUGGACAGUAUGAGUGUGAACAGUGCAAAUAACAACCUCUACUGUGCAGCCAGUCAGUCAAGUAUCACUGGGGCGGCACAGUUAAGUGCCACAGAGAGCAGUCGGGGCAGUCUCCAUGGAGAUUCUGACAGUGAAAUAUCAACACAAGGUUUUAGUCGUAACAGUUCCUUGCGGUCACAAAAUCCUGCACAUUCACGGACAAACACAGGAGAUGAUAUUGACAGUGCUUUCAACCAAUAUGGUGUCAAUGAAGACACACCUCCUUCCUCACCCGACUCUGAUAGUGGGAGUUCUCUGGGCACUUUAGAAUUCUCAAUCCUGUAUGAUGCAGUGAAUAAUGCACUCAAGAUAAACAUUGCCAGAGGCAGAGGUCUUAAAGCUAUGGAUUCCAAUGGACUCUCAGACCCAUAUGUUAAAGUCCACCUGCUCCCAGGGGCCAGUAAAGCCAACAAGAGGCGUACAAAAACAAUCCCAAAGACCCUGAGCCCAGAAUGGAAUGAAACACUGGUGUACCAUGGUAUAACAGAAGAUGAUAUGUCAAGGAAAGCACUCAGGCUCGCAGUCUUAGAUGAAGAUGCCUUCGGGUCAGAUUUUAUUGGUGAAACUCAGGUCCAGUUGAAGAAACUCAAAGCACAGCAAACAAAAUCUUUUAAUGUGUUCUUAGAAAAACAGUCCCCAAUGGAAAGGGAUGAUGAUCUGAUAUCCCAUGAGAGGGGGAAGAUACUGAUAGCAUUGAAAUACUCCACCCACAAACAAGCCCUCCAUGUUUCUAUAAUACGCUGUGCAGAACUGGCCUCAAUGGAUAGUAAUGGCUAUUCUGACCCUUAUGUUAAAGUAUAUUUAAAACCUGACAAAGACAAGAAAUCAAAACAUAAGACUGCAGUCAAAAAGAAAACCCUCAACCCAGAAUUCAAUGAAGAAUUUGUUUAUGAAAUUAAGCACAAUGAGUUAGCCAAGAAGACUCUUGAGGUUACUGUCUGGGACCAUGAUCUGGGAAAAGCAAACGAUUAUAUUGGGGGCCUAUUGCUUGGGAUUCAGUCCAAGGGCAAGUGUUUGAAACAUUGGUUUGAGGCGUUGAAAUACCCAGACAAAGAACACCAAAAAUGGCACAAUUUGACCCUGGACCAGCCAAGAAUUGACCAUUAAGAUGUAAUUAGGUGGUGUACAGCUUGGUAUUGCAGCCAGGGGGAUGAAACUACGGCACUGGUUUGAAACGAUCAAAAAUAAAGACUUGAGAUAUGAACGUUGGCACACGUUGUCUAGUGAACUACAGCCGGAGGUCAAUUAGAUGUGAUUCAAAUACAGGGGUCUUAAUUGUAUGAUAUGAUAUGAUAGGAGACCUGAUUGAAACAUUGGAUGAUUAUGAACCUCAUACAUGUAAUACA
Messenger RNA from Owenia fusiformis, 3288 nucleotides. NCBI's taxonomy places the organism in Eukaryota, Metazoa, Annelida, Polychaeta, Sabellida, Oweniidae. The record is from the annotation of a GenBank genome assembly.